Messenger RNA from Copidosoma floridanum, 231 nucleotides. RefSeq lists its product as uncharacterized. Lineage: Eukaryota; Metazoa; Arthropoda; Insecta; Hymenoptera; Encyrtidae. The record is from RefSeq and is a predicted model, not a curated record.
CAUGCAGCUCAGCGUGUUCGUGUGCCUAGUGCUCAUAGGCCUGUUGCUGGCCGAGGGCACGAGUUCGGGCAACUGCGGCUACGUGAGCCAACCGCGGGACAAGCCCCGCGAGAUUCGCGGCUUCCAGCCAGAGUACGUGUCGACGGCCAUCGGCUUCGGGAAGCGCGAGGCCGCCGGCAAACAGGACCAGCGCCAGAGGAUCGUACGCGUCUUGCAGGAGUAUCCACAGAG